Messenger RNA from Acaromyces ingoldii, 1362 nucleotides. Its product is annotated as glycoside hydrolase. The record is from RefSeq and is a predicted model, not a curated record. NCBI's taxonomy places the organism in Eukaryota, Fungi, Basidiomycota, Exobasidiomycetes, Exobasidiales, Cryptobasidiaceae. Gene Ontology annotation, biological process: pectin catabolic process. Gene Ontology annotation, molecular function: glucosidase activity. The transcript is spliced from 2 exons. The coding region runs from base 1 to 1362 and encodes 453 amino acids.
AUGUCUUCUGCCCGACGUGACUUCUUCCUCUUUCUGCUGAUGCUGGCCCACACCUUGCUCGCCUCUGCUCUUUUCGUUGAACCGUGCGUCGACUGGUCCUCUGCAGGAUUAAGCUCAACUUCUCAUGAGUACAAAGACCAGGAGCUUCAGACUCUGCCUCUCGAGGAACUCUACGUUAAUGCAGGCAUCAUGACCGUCCGUCAGCGCCUGUGGGUGCAAACGGGAAAUUCUGGCGACUACAGCCUCGGCUUCAACAUUGGUCUGUUCAAACGUGCCAAAGCAGCCGGUAUCAAGCGCCUCUAUCUCGACGUCUUCCUCAGCGACACAUGGACCGACCCGGCCCAGACGAGGGGCCCUGCAGUCUGGACCUCGAUGAUACGCGAAGAAGGCGUCAGUUGGCUUGAGAAGACCGUGCAAGACUACUUUGGACAUGUCAUGCGGUCCCUCGUCCGAGCCGGUGUCGCGCCGCAGAUCAUUUCGAUCGGAAAUGAGGUGACACCUGGACCGUUUGGGAAAAUCGGUCGUUUGUCAAAGAGCAAUCCCCGUGGCGCCGAGAAUACUGCCAUGAUCUUCAAGGCGGCGUCCAGAGCGAUCCGAGGCGUCGAUGAGACGGUCAAGAUCCUGAUCCAUACCCACAAUGCGUGGGACACAGCGCUUCAGACCUUUUUCUACGAGCAGAUCCUUGAGAGUGGAAUCUUCGUGGGUAACGCCCUAGGAGUCCAUCGUACCAGUCAUAAGAACACUGAGCAACAAUGCCUCCUUUCUCUCUUCCUCGCUUCCUCCUUCUCUCGUCGGCAGACGACCAAGGACUUUGAUCUGAUCGGGCUCAGCUUCUACCCGGCUCAAGACCCAUCGGCGACGCAGGCAAACCUCGCCGCCACGAUCCGCGCUCUCAGGGCGAGGUACGGUAAGCCCGUCAACAUUGUCGAGUUCGGCUGGCCCCAGGCGUGCGCCUCCCGCGCGAAAUUUGCCUCUGACGUCCGUCACGUACGCGCCUCGCCACUGGGGCAGGCGCACAUGAUCCGAGUGACAAAGGCGACGAUCAAACGCGCUACAAGGGGGCAGAAAGAAAACCCCUUGCUGUGUCUCUGGGAGGUGGCUUGGCUCGACAAUCCCACGUUGGGCUCGGGGUGCAGCAACAGCCUCAUGUUCAGCCCGGACGGUACGGCGCUCGAGGGCGUAUACGCCCUCGCCGCCCACGGACAUAACGGUCGUGACAUGGGCCGUGGCAUGGGCCGUGGCAUGCGUCGUGACAGAGAUCGCAGGAUGAUUCGUGGCAAGCGUCGAGACCGGCGCCCCAUCAGCGCGCCUUUUAGAAAGCCCCACGCUCGUCAAGGACAAGGACGUAGCGGUCGUCACUAA